This is a messenger RNA of Staurois parvus, 338 nucleotides long. Lineage: Eukaryota; Metazoa; Chordata; Amphibia; Anura; Ranidae. The record is from the annotation of a GenBank genome assembly.
AUUGUGGAGACUUCCUCUCACUUCCUGUCCCAGUAACCACCCUGUCAUACACGCAAAAAGAACCAUUUGGUAAUCUUGGAUUCUCUGUUCUGCACCUCAACUCCAAGAACAAUCUCUGCUCCUCUGACACACCUGGUUGAAUGAAUGUCACUGUAGCACAGGGGCGGACUGACAGCUCAUGGGGCCCCCGGGCAGUAGGGGAUCAUGGGGCCCCGGUGUCCUUGCCCAAACUCAAAAAAGCCUAUGAAAAAGGUACCAGGGGCAUCUCAUGGGGCCCCCUACUGACCCCGGGCCCUCGGGCAGUGCCCGAGUUUCCAAAUGGUCAGUCCGCCCCUGAU